Molecule: messenger RNA, 2101 nt
Organism: Chara braunii
Lineage: Eukaryota; Viridiplantae; Streptophyta; Charophyceae; Charales; Characeae
Source: the annotation of a GenBank genome assembly
CCGGGUCUCGAAAAAAAGUGCUAGUACCUGCGUGAACGUGGUAGAGGAGGGUGAUUUACUGCACAUUUGAGGGGGGUGCGGUUCAGGACUGGUCCGCUCUUUGUCUACUUGUUGACGUCACCGGAAAGAGGAAGAUGUCGGUAUCGGAGUUGAAGGAGCAGGCGCUCCAGAAGGCGCAGGAGAUGUCGCGACAGGCGGCAGAUGUGGCGGCCAAGGGCCAGGAGGUGGUACCAGAGCAGGCGAAGACCCUGUUCCAACGCUUGAAAAGCAUGGGUUACAAGCGAUGGGCACUGGUGUUGGCGACGAUGGGAGGGGUGCUUACCGCUCUGGCGACCCCGGUUCUGCUGGUUGUCGGUCUGCCAGCUCUCGUCCUCGUAGGAGGCAUCCUCCUUCUCUUCUCUCCACUCAUCCUGGUCACCUCACCGCUAUGGAUUCCCGUCGUCCUCUUCUUCCUCACUGUCGGUGGAGUUCUGGCGGCGACUGUGGCUGCGAUCUUCGGCCUGUGGUGGUUGUACCGAUAUUUCAGGGGACCGAUGCCACCAGGCGGCAAGCAGUUGUACAGGGUCAAGGAGUAUGUCAGGGGCGUCGUGCAGCGCACGACGGGAACCAUAGCCAAGAAGGGGCACCAGAUCACUGACGCCAUGAACAUCACGACGCCGUCCUCCACGUAAGGUCGCAUGCAUUCAUCAUGUUCCGUCUACGCAUUUUCAUCAUGUUCCGUCUACGUCUUCGUAAUAAUGUACCGGUGCAUCCGGACCCCACUGCCUCCAGGUGGCAUGCAGGUCUUCAUGGUGACGCGGAUUAUGGGAGGGUGGCACUUAAGAUUCUCAUUCGUUGUCCUUCUCUCUCAUCUUCGCAAGAAUGUAACGGCACAUCCAGAUUCCACUGCCUCCAGGUGGGAAGCAGGUCCUUACGGUGAAGGAGGACGUGAGGGUCGCACUGAAGAACGGCGCAUGCAUCCCUUUUUUUGUCUUCCUCGUCUUCGUAAUGGUGUACUGGUACGUCCGGACGCCACUGUCUCUAGGUGGCGAGGUGGUCUUCAUGAUGAGGAGUAUGUGAGGGUCUUCAUCCAGCGCAUGACAGGAAGCAUAGCCAAGACGGGGCAUGGCGUCAUGGAUCAUUUAGGACUUAUGAAUCAUCUUCUUUUACUCCUUCGAACCCAUACCUAAUAAGGGCAACUAGCUCAUGUAUCUUUUUAGACCUAAUGAAUCAUCCCUUAUCUUCCUAUUAUCUUAAAAUUCAUAGCCAAGAAGGGGCGCCAGCUCAUGGAUAUUCUCUGGAAGGAACGCAUCUUCAUCUUCAUCUUUAAACCUCAAGAAGCAUAGCCAAGACGGGGCACUAGCUCAUGGAGCAGUUUAGGACUCAACAUGUUCUUCUUCUUAGCUCUCAUCUGAGAAUCAUAGCCAAGAAGGGCAACGAGCUCAUGUACCUUUUUAGAACUCAUGAAUCAUCCCCUUUUAGGAUUCAUAGCCAAGAAGGGGUACGCGUUCAUGGAUCUUCUCUGAAAGUAAUGCAUUUCAUCUUCGUUUACAGCCUCCAGGAGGGGUUCUGCCUCUAUGUAGGACUUCAUGAUCUCCGUCCUUGAUCAUCUUUCUGCAUCGACUUCUUUCAUGUUUAAAAAAAAAAAAAAAAAAAAAAAAAAAAAAACAGAGAAGUAGGGGAUGCUGAACCCGAUUUGCAGUUUUUGCUCUGUGCCUAUACUGGGUAAUGGCCCCAGAAUUCCCGGUGGAAUUGUGCGGUCCCCGGCCUCAUUCCAUUGAUAUUUCAAUACAAAUUGAUACUACUGUUAAUUGUUUAAAAAAAAAAGUAAAAAAAAAAGAAAGCUGGCCCGGUUAUCGCUGUUAGCUAGGUGGGCCAUGCCAGCAGAACCGCAUGCCCCCUGGGUAAUAUUGGCUACAUAUAUCCCCGUGUGUCCGAACUCUGGCCACUACAACUAUGAGGGCUAUUUAAUUAUAAAAAAAAAAGGAAUGGGCACUGUCCAGCCUGGAAGAUGCACUUUCUGCAGUCUGGGCUUUUUAAUUAAAAAAAAGGUGGGACCCUUCACAUCCAGAACCUGGGGCAAGAUGCUCCCACAGCUCCUGGAUAAACCCAAUACUUGUCA